AUGCGAGGCGCCAUUCCCGUGUUUCCCCGGCGUAGGUACGGGGCACCCGGCCACUCCGGCCACUCCGGCCACUCCUCCGGCCACUCCGGCCACUCGAGCCACGACGACUCGUCGUCCGGCGGGCUCAGCAGCCACGAGGGCACCAUGGAGCGCCACAAGGCGGAGCCCCUCUGGCACGUCCCGGCACAGCCCCGGCUGCCCGGCGGGAAGCGGCCGGGCCGGCAGGAGCCCGGCGGGAAGGAUUCCCCCAACCGGCAUUCCAAGGCGGGAGAGCCGCCGUAUUCCAGCCAUUCCAGCACCACCACCCUGUCCAGCACCGCCUCCAGCGGCCACAGCGACGAGCGCUGGUUCGACCCCCCCGAGCUCGAUCCCGAGCCCGAUCCCGGCGCCAGGGGAGGAGGAUCCAGCGACAGCGGCAUCGACGCCCUCCCCAAACCCCCCUCCCGCGCCGGCCCCCCCCCCCCUCCGCGGGACAAGAUUCCCAAAUCCGCCAGCGGAGGGGCCGAUUCCAAGCGGGAGCCGUCCCCCCCGCCCCCUCCUCCCGCCGGGAAAAGCUGCUCCCGGCAGAAAACCGGGAAUGCCGGCGCCGCUCCGGACCCCGCCUGCAAGCCCAGCUCCAGCCCCCGGCCCCCCCCCCCCUCGGCCGCCCCCCAAAUUUCCACCUCCGGCCCCAAAUCCUUCUUCUCCAGGAGCCCCGGGGGGGGCAAAGGCACGACCCCGGCGUGGAAACGGCCCCAGGAGCCCCCCGAGCCCAAAAAGCAGGUGAACGUGUUUGGGCAGCCCCGGCUCCGGGCCUCGCUGCGGGACCUUCGCUCCCCCCGCCGCGCCACCAAAUCCAGCAUCGAGGACGACCUGAAGCGCCUCAUCCUGAUGGACAGCGAGGGGCCCGAGCCCGACAACCACCAC
Pipra filicauda (Wire-tailed manakin) is the source of this 906-nucleotide messenger RNA. Its product is annotated as signal-induced proliferation-associated 1-like protein 3. Lineage: Eukaryota; Metazoa; Chordata; Aves; Passeriformes; Pipridae. The record is from RefSeq and is a predicted model, not a curated record. The transcript has 6 exons. The annotation marks the transcript as partial.